AUGCACACGUUGCAGGAUGGACUCAAACAAUCUCUGCAUAUUUUCCCUGCUGAGAUACGACUACGGAUGUACGAAUAUAUGACUCCACCCAUAGAUUCGCGCCUUGCAGAUUGGAGAGGGUUGUUCAUGUCAUGCAAGCAGUUUCACUACGAGAUGAAAGACGAAUUUCUACGAAGCAUGGCGAGAUAUCUGGAUCAGAUUAGGGAACAGUGGAUCAAAUCCCACGUUGCGCCUUUACAAAUCACCAAGCUCACGCAAAGUUCCGACAUCGGAAGGAUAUCCGUCGCGAUACCCAACUCGUACUUCCGGUCUCUAGAUGGUCAAUUCCCAGCUACACGGGUACUUUCCAAGGCCAUAAUUCCCCUGCUCCAGCUAGGAGUCAUACGACUUACCUUUACGAGAUAUGAAGACGAUGAGGAAAUGAAGCAUAAGGGGCCCGUAAUGCCGGAAGGCCCGCUGGCAGACUUCAUGAGUGACUUGAGGCGCCUUAUGGAUCCUAAGGUCGGCAACCUAGGCAAAUUUGACGACAAAAACGAAUCGAUACGCACACCAGGUAGUGUCAUCGACAGAAUCACCUUUGAAUGGGGAUUCUAUGGAGAAAUUCUGCAUUGGUGUGCCAAAGAGUACGUCUCGGAUAGAACUAUCGAGCUUAUGAGGCCACAUAUUUGUGGCCCACCAACUGGUGUUACAUGGAUUCGUCGCCCUUAUACGUGGUAUGGCCAAGUCCAGGCAGAGUUCUGGAGCGAUACGGGCGACUUGAAACGAAGGAGUCGGUCUCAACGACUAUGA
This is a messenger RNA of Paraphaeosphaeria sporulosa, 789 nucleotides long. RefSeq lists its product as uncharacterized. Bases 1 to 789 code for a protein of 262 amino acids. Lineage: Eukaryota; Fungi; Ascomycota; Dothideomycetes; Pleosporales; Didymosphaeriaceae. The record is from RefSeq and is a predicted model, not a curated record. The transcript has a single exon.